Anisakis simplex (herring worm) is the source of this 576-nucleotide messenger RNA. NCBI's taxonomy places the organism in Eukaryota, Metazoa, Nematoda, Chromadorea, Rhabditida, Anisakidae. The record is from the annotation of a GenBank genome assembly.
GAUGUACAUUCUCGACUGAUCGAAAUCCGGAAAGAUACUCUAAUAACGGACGAUAUUCGAAGUGAUUUGAAGACGAUGGAACAAGAGAAGGAACAGUUGAAUAGACGAAUCGAGAAGAUAGAACGUAAAUUACGUUCAGUACCAAAUGUUGAACGUUAUUUGGAGUUGGCCAAAAAAUGUCGACUGGAGAAUGAGAAACAAGAGAAAAUUGCCAUUCAUCGACAAGAACAACGCAAUGCGUUAGUGCAUAACGAACAGAAACUGAAACGAUUGAAUACGACUCUAAAGGGUAUUUUUUCAGCUAACGCUAAUAAUGACCCAACCGAGGCUAUGAAUCGUUUGAAGGAAGAGAUCGAGACAACGCGCUAUAUGGUUGAGGAGAAGUUACCGAAGGAGAUCGAAUCGAAACGUGUCAUAAUCGCAGAGUUAUCGAAAGUGGCUGAUUUGCCAGCGAUUGAUCAUAAUGAUAUCAAAGAGCUGGAGAGCAAGGUUGAUAUCAUAUCAACUAUCAAUCGCACUUCAACUGAUAAUAUAAUUGGCACUUAUCAAUCCACUUUUGAUAUGAUCUACCUGUAG